Molecule: messenger RNA, 3508 nt
Organism: Polypterus senegalus (gray bichir)
Lineage: Eukaryota; Metazoa; Chordata; Cladistia; Polypteriformes; Polypteridae
Gene: c1qtnf2
Product: C1q and TNF related 2
Exons: 3
Coding region: 151-1029 (292 amino acids)
Molecular function (GO): protein binding
Source: RefSeq, a predicted model, not a curated record
GCAAAUAUUCGCUGGCAGCUGCGCUUUCAAACGGCAGCGUUUUGGGGGUCAUGGAGCAAAAAACGAGGCGAUCCGCUCUGUGACGGGCAACGGCGACCUGCUGCAGUGCCGAAACCGACGGAGAAAGAAGUGCGAAUCAGAAGGUCCGACAUGCUGCCAUUGGCUCUCAUUGUGCUCCUCCUCCCCUGUGCGGCCAAUCAGCCCGCGCACAACACAACUAGGAGGAGCAAACUGCUGGUGAUUGACGCCUCCCAACUGGUGUGCAGCCUGCCGGGGCCUGCUGGGCCACCUGGAGUACCCGGGGCACCCGGAGCUGGUGGGUCUACUGGCGUGAUUGGACUACCUGGUAAGGAUGGCAAAGAUGGGCAGGAUGGAGACAGAGGAACCAAAGGAGAAGAGGGCCCACCAGGCAAACCAGGAACUCCAGGCAAACCCGGAACAAAAGGCCGACAGGGCGUCAUCGGUAAGGCUGGUCCUCGGGGCCUGAAGGGGCUUCAGGGUGACCCUGGCAAGUCUGGGGCAGCUGGCCUGAAAGGAGAGACCGGUGAUGGUGGAGAGAUUGGACUACCGGGAGUCUGUCGCUGUGGUGCCAAUAUGGCCAGGUCAGCGUUCUCUGUGGCCGUUACUAAGAGUUACCCCCAAGAAAGGACGCCCAUCCUGUUUAACAAGGUGCUGAUGAACGAGGGCAGCCAUUACAAUGCCAGCACUGGGAAGUUUGUGUGUGCCAUUCCUGGCAUCUACUACUUCACCUACGACAUCACGCUGGCCAACAAGCACUUGGCAAUUGGACUGGUGCACAAUGGACAGUAUAAGAUCAAGACUUUUGAUGCCAACACAGGCAACUAUGAUGUGGCUUCCGGGUCUACGGUCCUUCAUCUGAAGCAAGGCGACGAGGUCUGGCUCCAGAUCUUUUAUUCAGAGCAGAACGGCCUCUUCUUUGACCCCUACUGGACAGACAGCUUGUUCACCGGAUUUCUAAUCUACCCCGACCAGGACUUCAUCAAUGCCAUUGAUGAGGGAGAGAACUGAGGAGGCUCCUGCUUUGUACAGAAUCGGGUUUAAUUUAGAGCCUCGGUGGGUGACAUUCAUCUAAUAAAGGACGAGGUCCCUGACGUGGCAUCGGCACAAGCGGGAGGAGACCCUGGGACCUCCAGAUGUUUUGGGAAAGAAACAAAAAGGCCGUUGGUGACCGGUGCCACCCUGAUGGUGUCCCCUUAGCUGCCUGCUGUGUGCACAUGUACAGUCCAGUGAAGUAGUCUUUGAGAAAGGCACUAUAUAAGAAUGACUUGGGCCGCGACAUCAGACCAGAUAUAUUGCAUUUAAAUAUCUGCAGUGUAAUUAAAUGGCUUGUUGUUUAUCUUAACCAGUCAAUUCAUUCAUCGCAAAUACGUACAGGGUGAGCCAAAAUGAAGGUCAUUGUGUGAGGUAGGGGGCAGCCGGUGGGCGACAGGAAAUCACUUGUAGUUUUCAGUCGGCCGCCUGCCUUGGUCCGGUCCAUCAUCAUCAUCAUCAUCAUCAUCAACGCACCUUUCGAAAGCACUUUAGCAUUCCUCCUCACGGUGACGUCCCAAAUCAGUGGGUAGUUAAGUUCAGACAGGCGGGUACAACACUGAACAGAAAAUCUCCAGGCUGUCCUCGGACUCUACGAACGCCUGAAAACAUCCAAGCUGUAAGGGCGUCCAUUCUGCAGUCUCCUAGACGAUCGGCGCGCGUCUGCCGGUGGGAUUUCCAGCAUGUCUUUGAGGACCUCCAUUUCCAUCCCUACAAAAUGGUGGCUGUGCAGGAACUCAUUGGGAGAGCCGCAGAGAGAAUGCGCGAAACAUCCUGCAAACCGCUCAUCGAGAUGCCAUCGUCACGCGACGUCAGCGACGAGGCACAUUUCCAUUUCAGUGGUUGCGUGAAUAACCGUAACUUUCGCUACUGGGCUGAACGUCAUCAGAGACCCCCGCACAGGGAGCACACAGGUUACAGUUUGCUGCAGCGUUGCAGGAUUUGCCAUUGUAGGCCCUUACUUAUUUGAGGAGGUGGGGAGCAACGGUCACCGUCACACCAGAACGGGACGUUGAAAUGCUAGGGAACUGGAAGAAAUGGAUGUGCUGGAGCAACAGCUCAUACGGCCUGGCGGAGAUCCAUGCAAGUGUUUUCUGGGAGAUGUCUCCAGGGAAGCAGACCCCAACCCGUGCGGCGAUGUCGGGUGGCCUUCAUGUUCGCCUGAUCUCACCUCCGCUUUCAAGUCGAAGGUCUACACACACCGACCUCAAAACCUUGAAGCCCCCAAAGGACGCUAUUCGCCACGAAAUGGCCGAACGAGUCAUGCGAGUAUUCAGAAAUCGUCUCAAACAGAGUAUCGUUAAUGAUGGCCACCACCUUGAAGACGUCAUUUUUAAAAAAUAAUCCAUUUUGUAUCCCCUUUCUUGUGUCGUAAUGAAAUGUUUUUGAUCUUGCAGCGUUUUUUUUGUGGAAUAAACGUUUGAAAUGUGGUCCUUCUUUUCGGCUCACCCUGUAUGCAGAUUUACUGGCCGUAGCUUGGAACGAGGACUGGGUAUCAGCACUGAGGUCCCGAUUCGACUCCGAUUCGCAGUGCUUUGAUUCAAUAUCGAUUUCAUCUUGACUGACUUAGCGUACGCUGAUAUACGUGGCGACUUCAUUCUGCAUAAAGAACAUUAAUAGAAGGUGACCGAUUUCAUCCAUCCAUUAUCCAGCCCGCUAUAUCUCAACUACAGGGUCACGGGGGUCUGCUGGAGCCAACACAGGGCGCAAGGCAAGAACUAAACCCCAGGCAGGGCGCCAGCAUAUUCAAAACCCAUUCCCAAAAGUGUUGGCACAUUAAGUAAAAAGGUUUAAAAGAACAGAAAGUGGUUUUUAAGUCCACUUUGACCUUCAUUGAAUUAAAAAGAGAGAACGUAACAUGAAAUGUCUACAGCAGGAAGGCCGCUCACGCUCAUCGGCAGUCGACUGAAGCACGGUGGACAUGCCAGCUUUUCAAACCGUUUUUGAAGAUAAUGGACAUUUUUGGGCCGAAAGUCACCCCCCCCAUCACGGUAUGCCCAUGACCCGCCUGAGAAUGCACCUUUAAUGGAAAGGGCGGACCGGUGACGCGACUCUGGUCUACAAUUACUGAGCAGGUGAGGCUCUCAAAGCCACAGGGUCAGCGCUGCAGUGUGAGCCUCAGCAUCCGUGAUCAGCCCGUCUGCCUAAAGCUGGUGACGCAUUACACGACUUCUGCUUCAGACUUGACAGCUGCUGUUGGUGAUCUUGACACCUGAGGACGUCACAUCACGACUACAAACUGCAGGGCGACGUUCCAGCUCAGUUUCCCGUUUCAGGAGUGUGACGAGUUCCCUCCUUUAUGUGACAGUAAUGUGGUGUCUGAUGGAGCCGGUGAGGUGUGAGGGGUUUGCCGGUGCAGCGAGUUCAGCCACAAUCUUUGCUCAUUUUCUCCUUCGUUUCCCAUUCUAUUGUGGUGCACAAAACACAAGGCAUCGGACCGAUGAGCCUUUCUUCCGUU